AUGGCUAUCGUGAUGAGCCGGUGGACUACGAAGACCAUUCUCAAGCUGGUAGCUGCAGCUCUCUGCAGCUACUUUAUUUUCAGUAUACUGUUGGUCGAUCGAGAGGUGUACUACUCGACCACUAAGAAUGUUAUACGUGCUGGACAGCAUCACCUUACGGAGGAGACGACCUUUGAUCACAUCAACAAUGAGACUCUCGGGUUUCAACAUAUCUAUGCCAUUGGCAUGAAGGAGCGUACUGAUAAACGGGACUACCUCACCCUGGCAGCUUCGUUUCUUGGGAUCAAUAUUGAUUGGAGAGAUGGGGUGUAUCCCGAUACUGUUGUUGAGAAGGCUUAUCCGUUGAGAUUGGGUGAAUCGGGAGUCAAGCCCGCCGCCAUAGGGUGUUGGCGCGCUCAUAUGAAUACGCUUAUCGAUAUCGUUGAAAAUGGCUACACCACUGCGCUUAUCAUGGAGGAUGACGCCGACUGGGACGUAUCGCUCAGACAACAGCUUGCCGAGUUUGCGCGAGGUGUGCGCACUUUGACCAACAACCAAAAGGAAUCCAAGAAAGCGCCGUACGGUACAAACUGGGACAUUCUGUGGAUUGGAGGCUGUGCAUCAGGGGCCCAUCAGAACGAGACCGAUUUUUAUGUCAUCCCCAACGAUCCAACGGUUCCAAACACCACAAUUCGAGGGCCGUGGGAAUCACCCGCAGGGCCCUCUGUGCAAUGGAGACGCGAUCAUCCAGAGUGGCCAGUAGAUUCCACGAGGUACAUCUAUCGCGCUAAUAUGGGCUGCUGCACGUUUGGAUACGCAGUGACGUUGGAAGGGGCGAGAAGGAUCUUGGCUGAACUUUCAAUCAACUAUUUGAAUUUGCCGGUGGACAAUGCCAUGAGCGACUUGUGUGCGGGAAGCAAUCGCCCCCAAUUGCGCUGUUAUGCGCCUUUUCCUAACCUGAUUGGGACGUUCAGAGCAGAAGGGUAUGUGUCGCGUGAUUCUGAUAUCGAUGUGUGGGAGGAUAGGAAAUUUGAGUGGCAUCAGGCUCAAGCGUACAAUAUGGUCUACAGCACACGGCUCAAUAUCCACCGCCUGGUUUCAGGGGCGAAGACGGUCUAUUCCCAGUGGAAGGAGUCUCCUGACCCGUGGUCGAAAGCUGAGGUGACGCUCGGGGAGAUUGAGUAUCCAAGAGGAUUGCUUGUUCAUUGA
This is a messenger RNA of Aspergillus alliaceus, 1188 nucleotides long. RefSeq lists its product as uncharacterized. The record is from RefSeq and is a predicted model, not a curated record. The transcript has 4 exons. Bases 1 to 1188 code for a protein of 395 amino acids. NCBI's taxonomy places the organism in Eukaryota, Fungi, Ascomycota, Eurotiomycetes, Eurotiales, Aspergillaceae.